Messenger RNA from Penicillium brevicompactum, 1026 nucleotides. RefSeq lists its product as uncharacterized. The record is from RefSeq and is a predicted model, not a curated record. The transcript has a single exon. NCBI's taxonomy places the organism in Eukaryota, Fungi, Ascomycota, Eurotiomycetes, Eurotiales, Aspergillaceae. Bases 1 to 1026 code for a protein of 341 amino acids.
AUGUCCGAGAAGCCGAACAUGCGGGGGAAUCCCAAAACCCAAAGCUCCAAACCCGACCCCGCCCCAGCCCCAUCCCCAUCCCCAGCUUCAACUCCAUCCCUCGCAACACGCAUCCAAUCCUCCGCCACAGCCCUCGCAAAAAGCACCCUCCAACCAGGCUCCGAUCUAAACAACACCCUCACAUCAAACAACAAAUCCGGACCCUCCGCCUCCGCCUCCACACCAACCCCCAGCGACAAUGCCCCCCAACUAAGAUCAGGAUCAAGAUCCUCGGCGUCCACCGGCCCGAGAGAAUCAUUCCGAACCUCCAAUUCCACUAUUACCGUACCCGAUGGCGAUUUCCAACAAUUUCAAGACGAGCCCCGGCUCGAUUCUGAGAUCCUCGGUGAUGAUUACACCGAUGGUGUCGAGCAAGAGAACGGAAAAGGAAAAGGAAAAGGAAAAGCACGCCUUGAACCAGCUUGGCAGGAUCCAAACCAAAUGAACGGACAAUCUGCACCUGCACCCGAAUCCGCAUUCGCAUCCGAAUUACAAAUCCAUCAAAACAAUCUCCAAACCCCAGAAGACGGCUCCGCCGUCCUCGCCCUCCUCUCCACCUCAUUCGAAGAAGACCCAUCCACAAUCCCAGACACGGAACUCGAUCCAGCCCCGCUACCACUUUCAGCACGCGAGAGGGAAGCGCUCGAUUCAUACAGAAUAUCGAGUUCCGGGCCUCGGCUGACGAGUUCGAGUCUGGUUCCUGAUAUCGAUACAUUUCUUAGUCAGGGAUAUAAUGAGGGGUUGGGGAGCGGGGUGAGUGGGAGUGCGCUGCGUGAUGAGGUUCUCGGGCAGCUUCCUGGGGCUGGGGAUUGGAUUGGGGUGCAGGAGAGGUAUCAUGAUGAGGUGUGGGGGUUUUUGGAGCCUGUGCUUGAGGCUGCGAGGGUGGAGAUUGAACGGGGUCGAGAGGGGGGUGGAGAUGGGAGUGGAAAUGGGGAGGGGCCGGCUGUUAGGAGGUUGAGGAUGAUUUUGGGGCAUAUGGGGGGUUGA